Molecule: messenger RNA, 1823 nt
Organism: Papilio polytes (common Mormon)
Lineage: Eukaryota; Metazoa; Arthropoda; Insecta; Lepidoptera; Papilionidae
Gene: RnrS
Product: ribonucleoside-diphosphate reductase subunit M2
Exons: 6
Coding region: 122-1252 (376 amino acids)
Biological process (GO): deoxyribonucleotide biosynthetic process
Cellular component (GO): cytosol
Molecular function (GO): ribonucleoside-diphosphate reductase activity, thioredoxin disulfide as acceptor
Source: RefSeq, a predicted model, not a curated record
AAAUGUGUCAACAAGUUUAGAUUUACCGUGGCUCCAUUUUACAGGCAUUUUUCUGGUGAAAUUGGCGGAGGUUAGCCGCUUUUGACAUUUAUAUUUAAAAUAAGUUACUAACUUCUUUAGAAUGGCUAACGCCUUUGACAAGGAAAAUGUUUUCGACGCAAUGACGAACGUUCAUAUUAAGUCGCCCGUAAAGAACGUUUUGGCUACGCAGAAUGGAAACGUUGUUCAGUUCAAUAUGGAUGUGGAAAAAGAAGAUACGGACAAAGUAGCGGUAUUUGAUCCAGAAUUGGAACCACUGUUGCGUGAAAAUCCUCGGCGUUUCGUCAUCUUCCCCAUCCAAUAUCCUGAUAUCUGGCAAAUGUACAAAAAGGCAGAAGCUUCAUUCUGGACAGUGGAGGAAGUUGAUCUAUCCAAGGAUUUAUCAGAUUGGGAAAGUUUAAAGGACUGUGAGAGGCAUUUUAUAAAACAUGUCUUGGCGUUUUUUGCUGCCUCCGAUGGUAUUGUUAAUGAAAAUCUGGUAGAGCGAUUUUCACAAGAAGUUCAAAUUGGUGAAGCAAGGUUCUUUUACGGAUUCCAAAUUGCUAUGGAGAAUGUACACUCUGAGAUGUAUUCAUUGCUGAUAGAUACUUAUAUCAGAGACCCUAAAGAAAGAGAUUUCUUGUUCAAUGCCAUUGAGACUUUACCUUGUGUGAAAAAAAAGGCAGACUGGGCAUUACAAUGGAUCGCCAGCAAGACAGCAAACUUUGGAGAGAGGAUAGUUGCAUUUGCGGCUGUAGAAGGCAUCUUCUUUUCCGGAAGUUUUGCAUCAAUAUUCUGGUUGAAGAAGCGUGGCUUGAUGCCCGGUUUGACCUUCAGCAAUGAACUGAUUUCUAGGGAUGAGGGUCUGCACACGGACUUCGCAUGCCUGAUGUUCAAGCACCUAGUGCAGAAGCCGAGCAAGGAGCGCGUGCUGCAGGUCAUCAAGGAUGCGGUUGCUAUUGAGCAGGAGUUCCUGACUGACGCGCUGCCUGUACGGCUCCUCGGCAUGAACUGUGAACUUAUGUCGCAGUACAUUGAGUUUGUUGCUGACAGACUGCUUGUGGAUCUGAUUGGAGAGAAGUUCUAUAACACAAAGAAUCCAUUUGACUUCAUGAAUCUGAUAUCAUUAGAGGGUAAGACAAACUUCUUUGAGAAGAAAGUGGGAGAGUACCAGAAGUGGGGGGUGAUGGCCAACAGAAUGGAUAAUGUGUUCACAUUAGAUGCAGAGUUUUAAAUUUAUAUUAUUUAAUAAGCUAAAUAAUUAGUUUGACAGUAUUAUGGAUAACAUUCACAAUAUAAAUGUUUAAUUAAAUCCAAAGGCAGUACUAAACAGCACUUAAUUUUUGAGUUUGUAGAAAGUUGCAUUUGACAGUAAAUUGGCCUCUUAACUUAAAUAACAUUUUCCUGUUAAAGAUUAUAAAUUUUCUUUAUAUAAAUGAUUUAUAGAAUGGUUAAGUAAAUGUAAUGGCUUGUUUCUUUAAUAUUUUUUACAGCCCAGUGUUGCGUAGCCUUAUGAAUAAUUAAUAACAAGAUGUAAAAUAUAAGUAAUAUUUUAGCUAUUUCUUUUGACAGUGCUCGAAUGUGCUCGCAUUUUUAUAUAUAUUUUUAAUUUAAAUUAUGAAUAGUUUAUUAUUAAGCUUAGAUUGUUUGAUGAGUGUCAAACAGUGAUUUGAACUGAUCCUAUAAUUUAAUAUAGUUUUGUAAAGCGCGUAUAGAUGUUUAAUGUAAUGAUGAAAUCAUUGAUAAUAUGAUGUAUCAUUGGAAGUUGUGAUAUAAUUUUUUUAAUAAAUGAUUUCUAUGAAAAA